Molecule: messenger RNA, 4212 nt
Organism: Ramularia collo-cygni
Lineage: Eukaryota; Fungi; Ascomycota; Dothideomycetes; Mycosphaerellales; Mycosphaerellaceae
Product: related to Snf1p protein kinase interacting protein (SIP3 protein)
Exons: 2
Coding region: 1-4212 (1403 amino acids)
Cellular component (GO): endoplasmic reticulum; plasma membrane; cytoplasm
Molecular function (GO): protein binding
Source: RefSeq, a predicted model, not a curated record
AUGGCUGAAACGCAGGCCCAGGCCGAACAAGCGCUGAAGCCAGUGGAGCCCGCGCUCAAUCUCAUCCCCGUAGGUCUCAAGGAAGCCGCGCUCGACUCGCCCACAUUCCGCGCCACUUCACUGCACUUUUCCGACAACAUCGAUGCCGUCGAGCGGUGGCUGGAGGGAUAUGUCAAGGCGGYGGCGCGUCUGGUGGCCGACGUGGCAGCCCUCGAGGCAACUGUCAACGCCUUCCUGAGCCAGUCCACGCCGCCAGCCCAGAUCAGCGAGGCCGUGCUGGACCACGACUACACCUUGCUUGCCAUGCGAAGAUAUGGUGAGGGCACACGAGAUUUUUGGCAGAGCACGUUGCGGGGGGCGAAGCGCUAUGACAGUGCCGUUGUCGACCCCAUCAAGAGCUUUCUGAACAAUGACCUACGUGCCUUCAAGGAUGCUCGCCGCGCAUUGGACGGCGCGCAGAAGAGCUUCGAUGCUACCAUUUCCCGCUAUCUAGCCCAGAGCAAGACCAAGGAGUCGUCCUCGCUUCGAGAGGAUGCAUUUCAACUGCACGGCGCCCGCAAGGCAUACCUGAAAUGCAGCAUGGAUUUCGCGGUUCAAGCUCCCCAAUUGCGUGCGUCCUUGGAUCGCCUUCUCGUCAGAAUCUUCUCCGAGCAGUGGAAAGAGAUGCGUGCCUCGCGUGAGGCCAGUGCGGCGACCUUCACCAAGUGGAGUGGCGAGAUGGAACGCGUGAGAGGCUGGAGCAGGGAGAUGGAGAACUCGGAGCGCGCCUUCAAGAGAGAGCUGCUGGCAGCGAGGCGUCAAAUUGAGGACACUGCAGAGAACAUGUUCAGGCCGUCGCGAGAGCUCGAGGACUACGCUGCAUCCACCGUGCCUUAUCUGGGCACUGGYGCGACUUCAGCCGUGGGUACCGGUAAAGCUACGCAGGAAAGAUCCGAAAAGCAAGGAUGGCUGCUUCUCCGCACAGUCACCGGCAAGCCUGCCCGAACGGUAUGGUCCCGCCGCUGGUUCUUCGUCAAGCAUGGAAUUUUCGGCUGGCUUGUUCAAGGCAUGAGAUCAGGAGGUGUGGAAGAGAGUGAGCGGACGGGUGUUCUGCUGUGCAGCGUUCGACCCGCAUUCCAAGAGGAGCGUCGGUUCUGCUUGGAAGUAAAGACAAAGGACAACAGCAUCAUCUUAYAGGCGGAGACACAACAAGAACUGACCGAAUGGAUCUCAGCCUUUGAGAUGGCCAAGCGAAAGGCUUUGGAGAACCCAGCAAGCAUAGAGACUUCCAACGGCGUGCCUGGAAUCGACCCAGCCUUCGCCAUCAGCCAGCCUUACGCACCAGAAUUCGCUGCAAAGCUGGGCGAUGGUCAUCUACCGCAAGGGAGCGAGGAGGCAGGACUGGCACUGCCCGAGCGAGAGGGUGCAGGGUUAUCAAGCCGAGCGAGCGUCGACAUCAACCCAGCCCGUCGAGUGCUCAGUCUAGAGAAGGAUAGUGAAGGUGUCCGAGAAACCAUCCGUGAGGGAACCCGCGAUCAUGCCGCGCGCAUUAUUCAAAAGCUGGACCUUCACAAACGGUCCACUGCUUCGCCACAGCUAAGCCAAGCACCUACUCCUGGAGGUAUAGCAUCGCUGAUUUCAGCGAGCCACAACAUAUUGCCUGUCGGGCCGGGCUCUCCUCCUCAGCCUGUCAUAUCCGAGAGCAUGAAACGCAAUUUUACACUGCCCGCCGGCGUAGUUCCCACUAGCAUACCAACUACUACGCUUGCUCCCUCGACGCUGGUCAACCCCCCUGCGGCCACCAAUUUGAGCCACACUGCUGUAGUUGUUGGUGGUGAACGAGGCGGCGGUCUGGGACGUGCAGACGGAUCGGGUAUGCCUUCAGGUAUUCUAGCCAAUUUAUGGGGCAGCAGCAAUUGGGGCUAUGUCAAUCGCUUGGGUGAUGACCUUAAGCCAAGAAAGCCCAUCUCACAGCCUAGCAGUCCCUUAUUACCAGCAACGGCUAUCUCGCAGGACGACUCUAUCGUCAUGGAACAUACAACGGACCCAUUAAAACAGUCUACACCUCUCUCUGAAGCGACCGAUGCUCCUCCUGGUCACCGUAAGACUCUCAGUGUUGGACAUGGAGCUAUCUCGGCCAAAUAUCCUGCGGAAGAUGGUGCGGAUGAAUAUCCAAGCUACUAUCCUUUACCUCUUAAAGCACAGAAUGCCCAGUUUCACAUGCUCUUUCCUGCCGUCCCGAGGAGCGAGAAAGUGGUGCUUGUGUUCCGGGCGACCUGGAAUCCAAACGAACAGCAAGWGUUUCCUGGACGAGUAUAUGUCACAGAGCGGGAGAUUUACUUCUUCUCCAACCACCUUGGUCUUGUACUGAUCACGGGUGUGAGCUUGAGUUCAAUAAGCGAGGUGACGGCGGCGCCUGGCCGUGAUUGUGACUUCCUCUACUUGCAUGUCGCGGAAGACAAAGCACUUGUGGAUGACGUUCGAAGGACUACUAUCAAGGUCUUCUUGGAGCCUCUGAGACUGUUGCAGCGGCGACUCAAUCUCCUGAUCCGUAAUGCAGAGGCCGAAAGCMCUGCGCCGCUUGAAGACCUAAUCAACACACUGAUCAAGAUGGAGGUCGAGGAACCUCACCGAAGUUCGAGUGUCGACAGUUGGGAGGAAGUGACACGUGAUCAUGAUCAGCCCGGGCACGGUGACCCAAGCACUCCACAACGAAGACGAGAACGCAACAUCAAAGCCAGCCUUCGCAUCGACGGUAACCUUUACGGUGAGACUGCGCGUACGGGUAGAGAGAUUCAACGAUUCAAACUGCCCGCUCAGCCAGUACGUUAUGCCCCACAAGGCAUGCGAGCGAAUAUCGCUCGUGACUUCAGUGUCAGCGCAAAAGCCCUCUUCCAUGUCAUGUUUGGAGAUAAGAGUGCAGUCUUCCAGCUGCUCUAUUGCAACCGAUGGUCCACCGUCAUCGUCCAAACUCCAUGGACAAAGUCUGCACCCGGAGGGCAGUGGAUGAGAACCUUUUCUAACCAAGCCCAAUCUACCGAAGUAACUCCACCCGCAGCCGAUGUCCAGACUGUUGACAUCUUCAAUGAUCAUCUCUGCUAUGUCGUCACGAAUGUGAAACAACCUUACCGGCUGCCAUACGCCUCGCAGUUCAUCCUCACCACGAAGAUGGUGAUUACUCACACGGCUAAGUCCCGAUGCAAGUUGGCCAUAUUCCAGAGCAUAGUCUGGCGCAGAGWACCUAGGCUGGGCUACUUCAAGCGGCUCAUCGAACGCCAGGCUUAUAACUCGCUAGAAGCCGAUGCAUUGGACCUUUCCACGGUUGCACAGGAUCAGGUAGCGAAGCUUGGGAGUCACAGCAAGACCAACAAGGCUGUGGAUAUCUUCGGAGGAAUCGGAACGCAGACCGUACCACAGGCCACGCAGAUUGAUGGUAGUCAAAUACCUCAUCUGGGCAAGUCGCUCGCAGCCGUCAAGGCAGGUCAAGCUGCCCCGCCAUCCCUCAGUGGACUCGUAAUCAAUGAUCUGCUAGCGCAAGCUUUGGGGGCUGUGAGCAUGGUCUUUGAUGUAUUGAUCGCAUUGGGUAAAGGUGUGGUGGCCUUGUGGAGUGCGCACAUGUUUCUCGUUGUGAUCCUGGCAAUCUCCGGGUUGUGGAAUGGUUGGCACUCUUGGAGAGACGGCAUGGCAUGGUGGCACGAGCGCGGAACUGCCAGAUUCAUGAACAGGAUCGGCGUGGGUCCAGAUAUGCAAUUGGCGAAGACUGUCUGGCUGCGGGAUAUUGAAGAACUUAUCAAGUCUCCGCACGACGUCAAUUCUUCGACGAGUGUGCCCACGGAGGUGAAAAAAAGCUGUCGGACCAUGUUUGGGGAGCAACUGGCGCUCACGAGCUCUUUAACCAUCGGCGAGGAUCCUCCUGGCAUGAAAAGACUGAGGCUUGCGCGGGAGACCAUGGCGAGGAGGAGACAUGAUUUGAUGGUCGCUCUGAGGGUCGUGAAUCGGGUUGAGAGGGAUGUGAUUAUGGCCGAGUGGGAGGAGUGGGUCAAGGGAGAGGAGCGAAAGUGCAGGCGCAUCGAAGGUAUGCUGAGGUCGAAAGACCAGAAGGAAGGAUCAUCGAAGUCCGAAGACGAAUUGGAUCAGGAGCUCGGUGAAAGUUUCAGAGACUACUGUGCAAGCUGUCGAACAGAGAUGGCUCAAAUUGGUAGUGAGGAUGGUCAGGGCUGGUUAUUGGGCUAG